AGUAUCGCGUACGCGUGCCAUGGCGAUAGACCUCGAGAGAAAGCAAUCGUUCGAACCAAAGCUUCAAAGUACGAUUACUAAGUAUGGGAUACCGACAGAAGAUAUAUAUACAAUUUUGACGAGACUGGCUUUACAGGUUGGCAUGGGAAGAGAUCAAUAUAUUGUCACCCGCGAACUAAAAAAGAGGAUAUAUAUACCACUUAAUACGAAUCGAGAAUAUAUCACUGUUGUUGAAGGAGUUAAUGCCUCCUCCGAAUGGGUAAUAUCUCCAUUUGUUAUUAUUGCGGCAAAAACCAUUAUCCAGGGCUGGUUUGAUGCCACUGGAUACGGUCAAAAUAUUGGGAUUGCCGUUAGCGGAAAUGGAUAUCCUGAUGAUGAAUUGGGAUAUCAAUGGAUUCACCGUGAAACCUUUCGCAAAGUUAAAGGUUGGCCCAAUAUCGAUUGUCAAUUUGUGAUGGAUUUAGCUCUCACCUUACUUCCAAACCCGUGGGCACGCCUAGUCCGUACAAACCCUGACUACCCUACGGUGGCUAGAUAUAAAGCGCUAGCACGCGAGCCUUGGCAGCGGCACCCACUUGCAGCUGCCACGAUAAUUUGUGGUAAUUGUUUUGGUGAGGGGUGUAGGAGUCGAACCUACGGCCUUGUCAAUCAGCGAAGAUGGGUACCGAAUGGAGGCCCCAAGGAUAGCCGUUACCACUUCAGCUAUCCGCCCCCUGGCAAAGCAGCUUCUUCUGCUCAACUGUGUGAACAAGACGAGAAGCGUAGGCAGAAAUUUCACCGGUUGCUUCGUCUUUUUGUAACCGAAAAGUUGACUCAAUCAACCGUCAAGCUACUCCUUGGAGAACGGCCACUAGGUGAGAUUGGAAUUGACAUCUCCUUACGAGCAAAGGAAGCUGGCGGCAACCGAUGGCAGUUCCACUUGCCUGCUAGCGAUAAUCCUAUCCGCCACUAUGUCAAAGUCGAAUUGGCGAAGGCAUUCCGGAAGCGACUGAUAAAAGGGCCAAAGGUAUACGCACUUAUGGAGUACAAUCCACUACUCAACAAGACUAGCAGUAGAGAUAGCAAGGAUGCUCUGCCAAGUGCCUUGAGGGAGUAUGCCGACGUUUUUUCUCCUCAGAACGAGGGACAAUCCACUUUAUCCGUUGUCAUGGGCCGAGCUGUUAUCUCCAAGAGAACCUCGAGAAAGGCUUCAUCAGACCGUCAAAAAGUCCAGCUGCAUCACCGAUCCUAUUCGUACCAAAGAAGGACGGAUUUAACAAAGUCACCAUUAAGGGCCUCUGUUCGGUACCCAUCUUCGCUGAUUGACAAGGCCGUAGGUUCGACUCCUACACCCCUCACCAAAACAAUUACCACAAAUUAUCGUGGCAGCUGCAAGGCUUUUGCCCUAAGAACCGCACCAAUUCUCGGGAACCCUUUUAAAAACCAUCCGACCCACCCACGGGACAGGACACCCGAGGCUAGCCUAGCUAGUGGUUAG
This is a messenger RNA of Talaromyces stipitatus ATCC 10500, 1477 nucleotides long. RefSeq lists its product as uncharacterized. The transcript has 9 exons. The record is from RefSeq and is a predicted model, not a curated record. NCBI's taxonomy places the organism in Eukaryota, Fungi, Ascomycota, Eurotiomycetes, Eurotiales, Trichocomaceae. The annotation marks the transcript as partial.